ACUACUUGCAGCCGAUAAAAAAUUAAAAAAAUACAUAGAACUCUGAGAGUUGCGGGCUGGGCUUGAAGGAGUACGUGGCAUAGACGCUUUUCUAAAAGCGCUUUAUAAUAUUUUAAGAUUAAGAUAAGAUGGACUCGGGCCCGUAGAAAAAACGAGCAUUUCCAAAAUUGCGCUAAACUUAGAAUGGGCUUUUCGGCAACUGAAGAAAUCCACUGAGGCCCGCAGAAAAGGGUAUUUCUGUAAUUAUAAUGAAACUAAAACCCGCGGGAGAUUCAGAUUAGCGGCUGAUCGAGCCUGCAUUUUCCCGCCAUUACUCGCUCCCCUCAACCUUCUCCCCCUACUGAAACCCUAGUCAGAGCAAAAUCGAAGCGAAGAAGGAAACCAGUCAUGGAAGGCGAAAUCAAAGCCGAAUUCGAGAAGAACGGUUUCAUCCUUGAUAACGAAGAGGAAAUCCUCAACAAAUGUCUCACUUUCUGCAUAAACUACAAGCUUACGCCUUCGGAUCUCGUUUCCAGCUGGGACGUUUACUCUCUCAAUCGAAAGCUGAAAGAUCUAGUUGUUCAGAAUGUGGAAAUGGAAGGUUUCCUAUCGCACUUACAAAACGAGCAGAAAGAAGCGGUGGUUAAACAAGAAGCCGACCUUCAUUUCUACUCUAGCAAAGAUGUUGACAUGAUUUUGAAUGAUGACGAGGAAAACUUUAAGGAUGCAAUUCUGAGCACUCCUCCAGUUAAAAAUGCAAAACCAUACUCCGAUCCAUUUGAUUCAGCACUCUACUCGAACGGGAACAGUUAUUCUUCUGAGAAGCCAUCAAGGCUUGUGACUCCAUUCGGGCGAAGAACCGAUAAGUUUGUUGCGAGAUUCAACUUCAACAAUCUGCCUGAUACCGAGAAUGGUGACGAAAAGGAUGCUGGUAUGGACUCUGAGGAUGAUGUGAUCAAGAGGGUUAAACCUUUGAAGAGGUUUUCUUUGGCUGUCAAUGGAGAUGGGCCUGAGCCAGGUUGCAGAUUCAUGUAUGACAGGAUUGAAGACCGGUUUAAUGCACUUGACAACCGCAUCAGAAGGCGUGCUGCUUCACUUUUUUCAUCUGGCAUUUAUGAGGAACCAUCAGAUCCUUCGGUUGCUUCGGGGAGAAGUAUAUUUGCUGUUGGAAUGAUUUGUUGUGAAGAGGAAGGUCGACUAAAUGACAAGUCCAUUAUGCUGCAAAGCAGCAUCGAGCAUUCAGGAGGACAGCGUGUGCGUCUAGAUCUGCAAAAAGUGAACCAGUUCUCUGUUUUUCCAGGACAGAUUGUAGGUGUUGAAGGUAACAAUCCAAGUGGAUAUUGUUUGAUCGCAUCGAAGCUGGUAGAUUCUGUUCCUUUAUCAGCAAACAAUGUUGAAGAUUUGCAUCCUGCGAAAAGACCAGCCUUGGACCAAGACAUUCAGUUGGUUGACUCAUCCAGUCCAGAAAAAGAGAUAUCAGUGCUUAUUGCCUCAGGACCGUUUACCACAACUGACAACUUAUAUUUUGAACCUCUCUCGGAGCUACUAGCUUAUGCAAGAAAAAAGCAACCACAGCUGCUUAUAUUGUUGGGACCAUUUGUUGACUCUGAACAUCCAGAGGUUAAGAAAGGAACUGCGGACAGAAUCUUUGAUGAAAUUUUUCAUAUUGAAAUCAUCAGAAGGGUGCAAGAUUAUGUUGAAUACAUGGGUUCCAAUGCAAGAGUGAUUCUUGUACCUUCUACACGUGAUGCUAACCAUGACUUUGUUUUCCCUCAGCCUGCAUUCGACAUUCAUCCUCCCGAGCUCAAACAUCAGAUCAAGAGUCUCCCAAACCCAGGCAUUUUCGAAGCUAAUCAGGUCAGAGUAGGUUGUUGUACGGUAGAUAUUCUUAAACAGCUUAGUGGAGAGGAGCUAUCUCGGAAUCCCAAAGAUGGAUCUCCACCAAGCGACCGGAUGAGCAGACUUGCAAGCCAUAUCCUAAAUCAGCAAAGCUUUUAUCCACUCUAUCCGCCGGCAGAAGAUGUCCCUCUCGACUUCUCACUUUCUCCAAAAGCUCUCCACAUUGCUUCUCCUCCACCUGAUAUUCUUAUAUUACCUUCAGACAUGAAGUACUUCAUAAAGGUAUUAACGCUCGGAGGAACAACUGAAGGGGAAGAGCAGAGGAAGUGCAUCUGUAUAAACCCAGGAAGACUGGCAAAGGGUGAAGGAGGUGGCACAUUUGCAGAACUCGAUUACGGCGGCAGCCCUGAUAGAAUGAAUGCCUCUAUCUGGAGCAUAUAGAAGUGUUCCCAAAUCCCAUGUAACACAUACUAUCGCAACUCUGUUCCCGAAUGUCGUCUUGCAUUGCAUACUAGAUGGUUAUGGUUGCAGAGUCUGGUCUAGAUUCUGCAGAUCAUCAGCAAGUCUAUGUGAGCUGCUGAAUAUGUACUAAAUCACCAUCCCACAUUCCUCCUAUCCUUGGGGAAACUGUGCUCCAUACGAAGAGAAACAAAGUUGGUGGAAAGGG
Messenger RNA from Linum trigynum, 2485 nucleotides. The record is from the annotation of a GenBank genome assembly. Lineage: Eukaryota; Viridiplantae; Streptophyta; Magnoliopsida; Malpighiales; Linaceae.